CCCGGGCUAUUUUCAGCAUAAAAUGGCACCUGCACUUAGCAAAUUUGUAACCAAAAAGUCAAUUGCUGGAGCGAUAAGUGUCAGCGCGCUAAUCUGGCUGCUCAACAAAAAAUCGAAAAAGCGUACUCCACGAACGAGGAAUAAACAGCCCAACAAUGAAAUUCAAUAUGUCAUUAAAGAGGACAAACCCAAGUCACCCAAGGCACAUGUCAAUGCAGAAUUUUUCAAACAAUUACGGCAUCUCCUCUCAAUUGGGAUUCCGGGAAUAUUUUCUAUGGAGACUGGAUUCUUAUUUUUGAUUGCUGGAUCUUUGGUUCUCAGAUCCUUAUGCGAUCUUUGGAUGAUCCAAGUAGGAACACACAUCGAGUCGGCUAUCGUUAGCAUGAAUGCUCCUCUAUUUAGACAACGUCUACUGACAUUCUUCACCGCUUUGCCAUUGAUCUCAAUCGUCAACAACCUGAUCAAAUAUGGUAUCGGUGAAGUGUCUCUAAGGCUGCGAACGAACAUCACCCAUCAUCUCAUAGACAAAUACCUCAAAGGCUUCACAUACUACAAGAUGUGCAACUUGGAUAAUCGCAUAGCAAAUCCGGAUCAACUGCUUACGACAGAUGUUGAUAAGUUCUGUGAAAGUUGCGUCAAUCUAUACAGUAAUAUUGCAAAACCACUGCUAGACAUUUUCAUCUAUGUAUACAGACUUACGUCUAGUCUCGGAGGGCAGACGCCGCUGCUCAUGCUGUCUUACAUGUUCGUAGCAGGGACGUUUUUGACUCAUAUUCGUAAGCCAAUUGGGGCAAUGACUGUACAGGAACAGCGGCUGGAGGGCGAGUAUCGGCACAUUAAUUCUCGUCUUAUUGUUAACUCUGAAGAAGUUGCCUUUUAUCAAGGGAAUAAUCGUGAGAAAUUAACGCUUCUCACCAGCUUCCAGAAACUGGUCACGCAUCUCCGGAGGUUCCUUGAGUUCAGAGUAAGCCUGGGCGUUAUAGAUAAUUUCGUUGGAAAGUAUGCGGCGACAAUUGUUGGCUUCUAUGCUGUCAGCAUACCUUUCCUCCAGAAGGAUCACCCAAUUUUAAAGGGUAACCCGGAUCAUCGGUACAAAAGUUACUACACCUAUGGCCGAAUGUUAAUAAAGUUAGCGGAAGCAAUUGGCAGACUGGUACUUGCAGGAAGAGAGUUGACCCGACUAGCUGGCUUCACAGCGAGAGUAACAGAAAUAAGAAAAGUCUUGGAUGACCUGAAUGCAGGAAAAUAUCAAAGAACAAUGAUAGCAGAUAAUAAAAAUGAUUCUAUCGGAUCACCGGGAGCGGGAAGAAUAGUUCCCAGAGACAACGUGAUAAAAUUCGAGCACGUCCCUCUGGUUACUCCGAACGGAGACGUACUCAUCAAAGAUUUAUCUUUCGAGGUGAAGUCUGGCAUCAACGUAUUGGUUUGUGGUCCAAACGGUUGUGGCAAGAGUUCCCUCUUCCGAAUUCUAGGAGAGCUGUGGCCAGUCUGGGGUGGCACCGUGACAAAACCACCGAAAGGAAAAUUAUUCUACAUUCCCCAGCGGCCCUACAUGACAUUGGGGACGCUCAGAGAUCAAGUAAUAUAUCCUCACACAAGAGCUGAAAUGCUGCGAAGAGGAAAUUCAAGUGAUGCAGAUCUCGAAGAGUUCUUGAAUGUUGUACAGCUUGGUCAUUUAUUGGAGAGAGAAGCACAGGGAACAGGCGAAGGUCAAGGUUGGGACACCGUGGCGGACUGGAUCGACGUACUGUCUGGAGGAGAAAAACAACGAAUAGCGAUGGCAAGACUAUUUUAUCACGCACCGCAAUUUGCCAUUCUGGACGAAUGUACCAGUGCUGUCAGCGUGGACGUCGAAGACUCAAUGUACUCUUACUGUAGAGGCGCUGGGAUCACAUUGUUCACAGUUUCCCACAGAAAAUCCCUUUGGAAACACCACGAGUACUACCUGCGGAUGGAUGGUAGAGGUUCGUACGAAUUUAAACCAAUAGAUCAGGAAACGGAAGAAUUUGGGUCAUGAAUUCUACUAUAACUCGGAAUUCUCUAUAAGGUGGUAUGCAUUAGGUAUAAGUAUCUAAGACAAAUAUUGUGAACGUUCAAGUCAAGUAUCCAUAUUAUCCAAGCGAUUGGGUCAGUUGGAUGAUGUGAAAAUUAUACGUUCACACACAUAACACGCACACAUGACUUCAUACAUGUAUAUACACAAAUAACUUUUUACACAGUAUCGUAUGAUUAGCAAAAAUACGCGUAUAGUUUUUUUUUUUUUUAUUCAUCUUUUUAUGAAAACUUAUUGGAUGGCACGGUGAAAACACGGUCAUACAUACAGAAACCAAGCUGAUUGUAUUAUUACGAAUAUUUUUGAUGUCGAUCCAUUCGCAAGUUGAAUUGUUGUGGUGAUUCUACCGAACGUAAGUUUUUGCGUAAUGAAAACUUCUAUGCUUGAGUGUCUAAUUCUUUCGCUACUAUUUUGGCGAAGGAAUUUGAAAGACAAAAAAAUUGAGCGGUAUUUCCGACGUUCGUAAGCAUGGAGAGUUAUCGAUUGUAGGAAGAAACACUAGAAAGACAAGUAUUAUUUCGACAUCUGUUUAUUUUGUUAAAAUAUAUCAGCACAAUUAAAAAAUAUUAGAAAAAAAAUUGACAAAAUGAACUAGAUAAUAAUAGUAAUGAUAUAAAUAUGAAAUAAUUUUCUGGUAAUGCGAAAUAAUGGUAUUUAUUUCCUUUAGGUGAAUGGCAAUUUUAUAAACAUGUAUGUUGCAAAUAUAGGUAUAAAGAGAGUGAUUGAUAGGAGUGUGUUCAUUGGGGGUUGGUUAGGUCGAAUCAUGGGCCCAUUAUUAAUGUAUAAAAUGAUUCAUUCCAUUGUUGUGUAAGCAUUACUCAACAUUUUAUGCUACACGUAUAGUCGAGGGUCUAGCGGGCUAAAACUUGUCACUGUAAUACACUAAACAUAUUUUUGAUCGGUUGUAUUGCCCUUACAAAUUACAGUGAAAAUAUCAAUGGCAGUAAGUUAUGGUUAAUCCAAACUCUGUUGGCCAAAAUGACAAAAUCAAAGUUAUUAUGCUUCUUUAAAUCUCUAAUCCCUACUCCUUUAAGAACUAACUAAAAGAAUUAACAAGGCUGUUGGAGUAUUUCAAUUAUUAUUUGCUCACGUUAUUUGGUACUGCUUGUGCCAAAUAACGUGAGGAAAGUGCCUGAUGGCGGGCCAACAUUUUCUGAUCGUUAGGUAUAUGUAUAUCUGGUCCACCUGGAGAAUGACACGAUUUAAUGCCAUUUUUUAAAAACUAACUAUCGUCAUUUAUACUAGCAAUUUGCCUUUCGAUAACCUCAAUUUUCGAAUAAAUGUAUCUAACUAAAUUUUCAGGGUCCUAUCAUUAUUCUCCGUUUACAUAUUUUAGAAAAUGAUAUAUUAUAACUAAUACUAUCGUUGCGUUGUUAUUUGUUAUAUUUAUCAUGUGUAGAGCACAUUGUACAUUUAUUUCUCUCUGGGAUUGCUGGUCAAUGGGUCACAUUUAUUGUAUAAAAUUAAUAAUAAUAAUUAUUAUUAUUAUUACCCACUACAAAUUCAUGAAUAAAGAAUUUUACAAGUA
Molecule: messenger RNA, 3581 nt
Organism: Athalia rosae (coleseed sawfly)
Lineage: Eukaryota; Metazoa; Arthropoda; Insecta; Hymenoptera; Athaliidae
Gene: Pmp70
Product: ATP-binding cassette sub-family D member 3
Exons: 12
Coding region: 23-2017 (664 amino acids)
Biological process (GO): very long-chain fatty acid catabolic process; peroxisome organization; long-chain fatty acid import into peroxisome
Cellular component (GO): peroxisomal membrane
Molecular function (GO): long-chain fatty acid transmembrane transporter activity; ABC-type transporter activity; ATP binding
Source: RefSeq, a predicted model, not a curated record